AUGUCUACCAACAAGGCUGUUGUCAAGAAUGCCGACAUGAGCGACGAAAUGCAGCAACGCGCUGUUGAGAUCGGUCAAGAGGCUCUGGACAAGUUCAACAUUGAGAAGGAUAUUGCUGCCCACAUCAAGAAGUCCUUCGACAAAGAGUUCAACCCCACCUGGCACUGCAUUGUUGGCCGCAACUUUGGCAGGUAUUAAUUUGCUUCUUUUCCGCAGCAACUCGACCAUUCUAGUUGGGAUUGUUACGGUAGCGCAGUCUUUUUUAAAAUGUAAUUCAACCGCAGUUAGCCACCCAGAUUUGUCUAAUGACAACAGCGUAGGCUGUUAGGCCGGAAUAUGUUGAGAUUAGAAGAAUCAAGUGGAGGCGUAGGUUUUAUAAGCAUGCUUUGUGGAAGGUUUAUGUCACGAGGAGGAACAAAAUUGUCUUUCUAUUUCAAAGUGUUUGAAAAAUGAUAAAACCGACUUUCUUUCAUUUAUUCCCACAGCUACGUCACGCACGAGUCCAAGCACUUCAUCUACUUCUACAUGGGUCAAGUCGCCAUCCUGCUCUUCAAAUCUGGUUAG
This is a messenger RNA of Spirometra erinaceieuropaei, 564 nucleotides long. NCBI's taxonomy places the organism in Eukaryota, Metazoa, Platyhelminthes, Cestoda, Diphyllobothriidea, Diphyllobothriidae. The record is from the annotation of a GenBank genome assembly.